Molecule: messenger RNA, 4750 nt
Organism: Tupaia belangeri chinensis (Chinese tree shrew)
Lineage: Eukaryota; Metazoa; Chordata; Mammalia; Scandentia; Tupaiidae
Gene: CATSPERG
Product: catsper channel auxiliary subunit gamma
Exons: 29
Coding region: 1-4542 (1513 amino acids)
Cellular component (GO): sperm principal piece; motile cilium; CatSper complex
Source: RefSeq, a predicted model, not a curated record
AUGGAGAUCGCCAGUGAGCAGAGGUGGGGCGGCAAGGUGGCGCGCCUCCACGGGAAGGUGAUGAUCGGGAAGGUGCUGAUUGAGAAGGUAGUGCCAGAGUGGAACAGGGAGACGGUUGAGGACGAGAGAUCGGAAGGCGAAGACAGGGUCUCUUUCGGAAAGGGACGGGGCAAGGGGAAGGGGCCUGGCGAAGAGAGCGCGUAUGGUGAGAAGCCUCGGGUCGAGGGAGAGGCCAGGGGCGAGGAGACCGAGAGGGUCUCUAAUAGGAAAGGGUGGGUCGAGGGGCGCGCGAACGGUGAGAGGGGGUCUGACGAGGAGGGGAAAGCCAGCGCGCAGGAGGGCGCUCCGCGCCUGGAGAGAGUCCACAGCGAGGAGGGGCGGGGCGAGGGGCGGGGCCAGGAGACGGGGCGGGGCCAGAGGCAGGGAAAAGGCGAGGAGCCUGAGCGGGAAGAGCAGCUCGCUAGGGAUGGGGACACCGUGCAGGUUGAUAAGGAGCGAGUCAAGAAACAAGGGCGGGUCGAGGGACCGGGAAGGGGCAAGGAAUGGAAAAGGGUUGAGGAACAGGCCCCAGGCAAGAAACAGGAGCGGGGACAGAGGAAGGAAAGGGGUGCGGAGAAGGUCCGGGGUGAGAACUCCGAGAGGGGCGAGACCAAGGAUAGGACCCGGUUGCCGGGCAGGGUCCGAACGAGGAAAAAGGGGCGGAACGAAGAGAAGGGGAGAGGCGGGGCAAGAAAUGAAGUGGCAGCCAGGGGCAAGGGCAAGGGUGCGAUCCCAGGCAGCAAGACGGGGAAAAAGAGGAGGGGCUCGGCCACUGCAAGAAACAAUAACCGAGAUCGGGCGAAGAACAGGGGCGAAAUACAGAGAGGGGGCGGGGCCGAAAGCAAGGGCGGGACAAAGUUAAGGGGAGAGAUGAGGAGGCGAAGUGGAACGAGACGCGGGAGCAGGGCUGUGGCCAAGAGCCUCAGUGGGGUCAGGACCAGGAGUAAUAGCACAGGUGGGAUCGGCAAUAGAAGCAGAGGUGGGGCCAGGAGCAAGAGCAGUGGCGGAGCCAGAAGGAAGAGCAGGGAUGUGGCCAGGAGCCUCAGUGGGGCCAGGACCCAGAAUAAUAGCACAGGUGGGAUGGGCAAUAGGAGCAGGGGUGGGGCCAGGAGCAAGAGCAGGGGCGGAGCCAGGAGGAAGAGCAGAGACCUAGCCAGGAUCAAGAGCGGGGGUGUGGCCGGGAGCUUCAAUGGAGCCAGGACCAGGAGUAAUAGCACAGGUAUUGACCCUGGCGUUCUCCAGGUUCGAGCCACGUUGGGCACUGCCCAGUCAUGUCUCCUGCUGGCCUUGUAUGGCCAAGAGUCCAAGUCCCACGUGUUCAGCAUGCUGGUGGAUGCACCCAUUGACCCGCUUGAGAGAUACCUGGGCUUUCCUUACUACCUGGAGAUCAAGUACUCCUGCGAGGGCUUGACUUCUAAAGCCCAGGUCCGCAGAGGCCACCUGACAGGGUUAAAGCCCGUAGUGCUGGUCACCUUCCAGCCUCCAGUCAACUUCUACCGCUGGAAGAUAGAACGACUACAGAUCCAGAUGGAGGCAGCCCCCUUCCUCAACUCAGAUCCAUGCGUCGCAGAGGUGUGUGUCAUGAGCUGGUACACACCCAUGCCUAUCAAGAAUGGCAGCGUGGUCAUGUAUGUGGAUGUCAGCAGCAAUGGCCUGGGGCCCUUCAUUACAGAUAAGAGGUUCCAGAUGAAUAUCAAUGGCUUCUUGAAGAGAAAACGGGAAGAUAAUGAAAUCCAUUUCAUUGUGGGAGAUACGCUAUCAGAUCUGAUGCCCCAGGACUUUGUCAACAUCACGUCAAGCCCUCUGUGGUACACAAUAAACCAGUCACCCGUGCUCAUCCUGGGUGGCAUUCCCAAUGAGAAGUACAUCCUGCUGACCGACACCAGCUUCAAUGACUUCUCUCUCGUGGAGUUGAGCAUCGACAGCUGCUGGGUAGGCUCCUUCUACUGUCCCCAGACUGGCUUCACAGCAACCAUCUAUGACACCAUUGCCACUGAGAGCACUCUCUUCAUUCGGCAGAACCAACUCGUCUACUAUUUCACAGGCACCUAUUCCACACUCCACGAGCAUGACCGUGGCAGCGGCAGGUGGAUUCGUGUCCUGGCUAACGAGUGCAUCAAGAAGUUGUGCCCUGUGCCUUUCCAUAGCAAUGGCUCUGAGUACAUAUUGGCCCUCACCACUGGCAAGAAUGAAGGUUAUGUGCACUUUGGGACCAUCACAGAUGGCCAAGUGUCUUUCCAGAUGCUGCCCAAGGAUGAAUCCGUGUGUGCAAGGAUGCUAGCUGGCUCCUGCUCCAUAACCUGGGCCCUGUUCCUCGGAGACACAAAUGAACUACUGCUGCUGGUGGAGAUCGAAGGCCACGCCUCCCAACCGUACUUCCAACUGAUCAGAUACAGUCUAGCCACAGAUAACCUGGAAAUCCUCUACAACCUCCCAGAAUUUAUCCCUGAUGCUCGAGGCUUGGAGUUCCUGAUGAUAUUAGGGGUGGAGUCUUUUACCAGCACCCCAAUGAUCCCCAAGGGCUUAUCCUAUAACCCGUACUCCAGCCUGCUGUUCAUCUGGGGCAACUUCCUCCUGCUGAGCUACGACAGUGAAGACUUCAUCUACCUGGCAGACUUCCCCAAGGAACAGUUCAUCAAAUACCUGGUCAGCUCCUUCCGUGGGGACAUGGUUAUUGUCACGGAGAAUGAGGAGAUUUGGUACUACCAGGAGAGCAGCUACCGGGUGUAUCAGCUGUUCCCGUCCAAGGGCUGGGAGGUGCACCUCAGCCUGCAGUUGAUGCAUCAGUCCUCUGAAUACGCCUCCAAUACUACCAUGCUCACCCUCUUCUAUGAAGACAGCGAACUGUACCAGCUGGUGUACCUCCAAGAUGGCAGUGAGGGCCGGCUGACCAAGAGACUCUUGCCUGUGGAGAAGAUUCUGUCGUACCAGCAGUUAGAAAACCACUACCAGCUGAAGCAGCAAGGGAACUACUCAGCUCUGACCUUCACCAACCUCUGCCCCUUCACGGUGCUGAGGCUGCGGGAUCUGCCCAAACCGCAGAGAUUUACGCGCCAGGAGCGCUACCGCGCGCGGGCACCCUAUGUCUUGGACCUCUCAGGCUUCCACAGUGAGGACUCGCUAGCUGUCUACCAAGGCCUGGUCUACUACCUCCUCUGGCUACACUCCAAGUAUGACAAGCCUUAUGCAGACCCGGUGCACGACCCCACAUGGCGCUGGUGGAAGAACAAGAAACAGGACAAGGAUUAUUACUUCUACCUGGCGAGCAACAGGCGCAGUGUGGGUGGCGUGCACAUUGACAUGGACAGCUACGAAAAGAUUUACGACCUUAAGUCUGAGUCCAAGCUGCCCAAACACAUUUUCCUGGACAAGGGCACAGUAUACAGCUUCUCCAUCCUUUUGUCUUCGCGGGAGCACAAUUUCAAGGCGAAGCCAACUUUUGGAACGGCUUUCCAGGUAGAGAGCCAGUUGGAACUUGGCGUGGUGCUGGCCCACCCGCGCUGCAUCGAUGUCGAGGUGCUUCAGAAGGUCUUUAUUAAUCGCAACUCAGUGUUAUUCUCGAUUAAGAUCAAGGAUAAAAUGCUUUGCUAUGACCAAGGCCUUAGUGGACAUCACCUCAUGAAGACCUCCAUGACACUCAAGGUGGUGGGUACUUCCGGGAACUGCUUCAAGAGCACGAACGUGGGGGACAGCAUGCAAGGCAAUCUGAUGAUGCCAAUGUAUAUUGGCUGCCCACCUGGCAAGCGCCUGGCUUUCGAUAUCACCUACACCCUGGAGUACAGCCGCAUGCGGAACAAACACUACUUCGACUGCGUGCACAAGGACCCCGAGAUGCCCUGCUUUCUCUUCCGUGACAUGUUCUACCCCUUCUUCUUGAUUCAAGAUUUGGUGACAGGCGACUCGGGCAGUUUUACGGGAAGCUAUGUGCUGAAGGUGGUGGGCGGCGGGCCCACGCUGAGCGGUCUGAGGGACUACAGCGAGGAGGAAAUCUACCGCUACAACAGCCCGCUGAACAAGACAAACAGCCUGAUCUGGACCACGACGACCUCACGGACCACCAAGGACUUGGCCUUCCACAUACUGUCCUAUGAGAGCCAGGGCAUCGAGUGGCUCUGUCUGGAGAAUUCACCGUGCCAUGACACCAUUCCCCAAAGCAUCUUCGCCCCUGAAUUCUUCUUCAAGGUGUUGGUGAGCAAUAGAGACGUGGACGAGAGUACGUACUGUGACUACCAGCUCACCUUCCUGCUGCACAUCCAUGGGCUCCCCCUCAGUGCCAAGCGGGCCCUCUUCAUUCUCACUGUGUCCUCCAGCAUAUUUUUGGGCCUGGUGCUCCUCUACAUCAUCAUCUGCCUCCUGUGGCCCUACAUGAUAAAGGUCUGCAGCAUACUCCGCUGGAAGAUCAACAACAUGAUCACCUCAGAAUCCUACUACAGCUACGCCACUUCUAAAGUCUUCACCACACCACCUGGUUCCGUGGGAACCUUCAAGGAAGGACACCUCUAAAGUUCCCCACAAGGCAGGGGGAAAUAAACCCAAGGAGACCUUCAGGAGGAAGUUGCCAACCUGAGUCUCUUGUCGGUCCCAACCCCUAGCCACCCCCAAGCCUCCCCUACUAGGUCCAUCUUGGAAAUACAAUCUGUCCUCCAUCCCAGGCCUCUCUGUUUUGCUUGAAUAUUCAUUUCUCAUUCAGACCUAAAUAAAGUCUCAUUUC